This is a messenger RNA of Apodemus sylvaticus (European woodmouse), 9186 nucleotides long. RefSeq names its product KIAA1549 ortholog. NCBI's taxonomy places the organism in Eukaryota, Metazoa, Chordata, Mammalia, Rodentia, Muridae. Bases 103 to 5922 code for a protein of 1939 amino acids. The transcript has 20 exons. The record is from RefSeq and is a predicted model, not a curated record.
AGGCGCCCAGUCUCCGCUGCAGCGGACGCCGGCGUCCCGGGCCUGAGCGCGCCCACGCCGGGAGGCCGGGGUGCCGGGGAGCCGGGGAGCCAACGCGUGGCCAUGGAGCGGGAGCCCCGCGCCAGGGUUGCACUGGAGCCGGAGCGGUGCGGCCGCGGGCCUUCCUCCCGCCACCGCCGCCCGGGGCUGCUGCUCCCCGGCCUCUGGCUGCUGCUGCUCGCCGGGCCGGCCUCGUGCGCUCCAGAUGAGCUCUCCGUGGAUCAGCACAGCCAGCCUUUACGGCCCGCGGACCUCCUGCCAGAGACAAGCAUCAUGCACAGUGCUGCACAAGUGACCUUAUCAGAGACUGUCCCCAGGUCCCAGCCAAGCACCUCUGUCCUCAUCCUCUCCUCUCCGGCUGCUACUGCUUUUGAUACAGGCUUUUUAAGCCAGAGACAACAGACUCAAAGUCCAGCAGAGCACAGCAUCUUUGAGACAAAUUACGGAUCUGUGACGAGUAAUGAGGUAGCCCUUGAUGAUGAGGAGAUGGAUAACUUUUUGCCAGACACUCACUGGACCUCUUCAAGGGGGGUCUCCCCAGUGCGGUAUAUCACACCGAGCCCACCAGAGCCACCCCAGGAAAUGCCAGAGCCUGGCAUGACCCCAUUGCUACCUACCAUUUCUUUGCAGGAUGAAGUGCUGUCUGGAUGUCAGAACACAACGCCACAGGCAACUGUAUAUGUGGGGUCAUCCACGUAUUUCGGUGCUUCUUGGUCAGCUUUUCUCACAUCUGAGGGCAUCAUUCCAACUCCUAGUAGGGAUUCGGUGCUUGGUCCUACAGAAAUUCACAGCCAGUUUUCAAGCAAGGCUUUGCCAGAGACGAUAGCUACUGUCACAGAGAGCGCAGAAAACCUCCUUUACAGCUCCUGGAUUUCAGUGUCUCAGCCGUCAGGCGAUGGCUUGACUCAGCAACCAUCUGUUCCCCUGUGGGAGGUCUCACAGCCUCUAGUGGGCGUCCUGGCCACAAGCACAGACAGAAACCUUAACGAGACCACUGUUUGGAGUGAUCAUCCAGAGGAAGCCAUCGCUCGAAGAGCACACCCCGGCAUAACCAUGUCACCCACAGGCCCUGCUUUUAGCAGUCCGCCUUCUGCUUUAUUUUCAACCCCGCUUUCAUCUGUGUCUUUUGCUACCCAAUUACCUGGCGUUUCAGAUAACUCCUUCCUCUCUAGUGAGGCCAGGGAAGCCUUAGAAUCACAGUACAGCUCCACGGUCCCCAGUUUUAUUGACCAUUCUCAUGUCCUGAGUCCUGAGGCUUCCCUGAGACCACACAUGAGGUGUGUGUCUUGUGUUGUCUCAUCAUCUCAACAAGAACUGGCCAGGCACCUCACAGAGAAGGAAAUGGGAUCAGGGGACAGGCUUGAGACUUUGUCUACUGCCUCAGUAGAGGCAACUCAUCUUUCUCCACUGAGCAGCGUGGGCACAGACCUCUCUGAACUUGAAGAUCCUCAAGAAUUUAAUACGCUUUUCCCUUCCAGACCUGUGGUUUCCUUUUCUUCCAGACCUGUGGGGCUGUGGAAAGCCAGCAUGGAUGUGUCACCCGAGGUGGAUGUGAGUGGCAUUGCCACCACUCAGGUGAACCCCUCCCAUGGUCACCUCUCCACACCAAGCUCUCUCGAUUCGACUUUUGGCUUCUCUGUCACCAAUGAUCUAGUGAUAUCAUCCAGUGUGAUCCAUCUGCUGUCCUCUGUCAUUCCCAGCACCCAUUUUGACUCAUCUUUCUCCUUGACUGCAAAUCAAAACACUCCAUCCCUUCCAGCUGGAAACCCAAGCUUCCUCACCUCUCCCGGUCUGGUCCUCUCAGCACAGUCUGAAGUUUUCUCUGACGGAGCACCUACCAGCUCCCUGGAGCUCGCGUCUGGGAGUCUUUUGGAUUUCACAUCCAGCUUUUACUCAACUCCACCCCUGGACAUCAGCCCUUCAGCUCCUUCACGGUCAGACGUGCUUGCUUUCCCAUCUUUGAUGUCAAGCGAUCCAUCAACCUUCUUUUCUCAAACUUUUUCCACUGUGGCUGAGACAUUUUCACUGUCCGACUCUGUGAAUUUGCAAUCACCUCAGCUUUCUGUUCUUAAUCCCACAAGUCUAGAGCCAUCUCAGCCAUGGUCAAGUACAGACCUUCUUUUGAACACAGCCACUGUUCCUCCUAGUCACCCCGAGGUGCCCCCACUUUCGAGCUCCCCCUCUGAGUCUUUCAAGUUCGCCGAAGCAUCGAGAGUUUCCCUGAGAGAAUCCGAUGUUCAUCUUACCUCAGCUUUCUCUGAAACUACCUCUGCCUUUGAGUUUUCACCCAUUCCCCAUGAAUCCUCAGUCAGCACACCAGUGCCCUCCAGCUCCGAGCCCACCCUUGGCAUCUCCACAGCUGGGACUCACCUCACAUCACUGCCAGCCGUUUUCCAUUUGACACCCAUUUUAACCAAGUCAUCUCCAUUCUUGACUCUGACACCAUCCGAUGGCAGUGUGCCUGUGACAGACCAUCACACACCAGUCUUAACCACACCCUCCAGUGUCAUUCCAACUGUCACAGAAUCGAUCUCUGACCUGUACCUGUCAGCCUCCUCAUCACUUGUUUCUGAAGUAAGCCCUUCACCUCCGCCCACAAAGCCAGUCCUGGGCUCAUCACUGACACCCACAGAUUUAUCACCCAGUACGUCCCCAGAACCAAGUGCAUCCCCGGAACCAAGCGUGCCCAGCACCAGCACUGCCCCUGCUGAUACUGUGGACUCUGCUCUGAACAGCGAGCCUAUGAGUCAGAACCCUCAGGGGAACAGUGUGCCCCCUCCCCAACCCUCCCUCGGUCCUGUUACCACCUCCACACUUGAAGCCACAGUUGGUACACCAGCACUGGCCACAGCCAAGCCGCCAUAUGUGUGUGAUAUUACAGUUCCCGAUGUCUAUUUGAUCACAACUGUGCUGGCCAGACGAGCUGUGCAGGAGUACAUCAUUACAUCCAUUAAGGAAGUGCUGAGGAUCCACUUCAACCGUGCGGUGGAGCUAAAGGUUUAUGAACUGUUCACAGACUUCACAUUUCUGGUAACAUCUGGUCCUUUUGUCUACACGGCGAUAUCAGUCAUUAACGCCCUCAUCAAUAGCAAACUUGUACGCGACCAAACUCCUUUAAUCCUGUCUGUGAAACCGUCUUUCCUUGUGCCGGAUCCCAGGUUUCAAGUUCAAACAGUACUUCAGUUCGUGCCUCCGAGUGUGGAUACCGGCUUCUGCAACUUCACACAGAGCAUUGAGAAAGGCCUGGUGACAGCUCUCUUUGAAGUGAGGAAACACCAGGGGACGUAUAACCUCACAGUGCAGAUUGUGAAUGUCACCAUUGCUUCUUCGAGGGUGGCUCCCCGGAGGGGCCCAGUGAAUAUUAUCUUUGCUGUUAAAGGCUCACAAGGUUUUCUGAAUGGGUCGGAGGUGAGCGAUCUGCUGAGGAACCUGACGGUGGUGGAGUUCAGCUUCUACCUGGGGUACCCGGUGCUGCAGAUCGCAGAGCCCUUCCAGUACCCGCAGCUGAACUUAUCUCAGUUACUGAAGUCCUCUUGGGUCAGAACAGUCCUCCUGGGCGUGGUGGAGAAGCAGCUGCACAGUGAAGUGUUUCCAGCGGAGAUGGAGCGCAAACUGGCCCAGCUGCUCAGUGAGGUGCCCACCAGAAGACGCGUGUGGCGAAGGGCCACUGUAGCUGCGGGGAACAGCGUGGUGCAGGUGGUGAACGUGUCCAGGCUGGAGGGAGAGGACCAUCCAGUGCAGCUCAUAUACUUUGUGGAGAACCAAGAUGGAGAGAGGCUCAGUGCAGUCAAGUCUUCAGAUCUGAUCAACAAGGUAGACCUCCAGAGGGCAGCCAUCAUCCUGGGGUUCCGGAUUCAAGGUGCCAUUGCCCAGCCUGUGGACAGGGUGAAGAGGCCAUCCCCGGAGUCACAGAGCAGCAACCUAUGGGUCGUGGUUGGCGUGGUCAUUCCCGUGCUGGUGGUCACCGUAAUCGUUGUCAUCCUCUACUGGAAGCUGUGCCGCACGGACAAGCUGGACUUCCAGCCUGACACGGUGGCCAACAUACAGCAGCGGCAGAAGCUACAGAUCCCCAGCGUGAAGGGCUUCGACUUCGCUAAGCAGCAUCUGGGUCAGCACAAUAAAGACGACAUUCUGAUUAUCCAUGAACCAGCACCGCUGCCAGGACCUGUGAAGGACCACACCACGCCCUCCGAAAAUGGAGAGGUGCCGAGCCCAAAGUCAAAGAUCCCUUCCAAGAACAUCCGACACAGAGGGAGAGUUUCCCCUUCAGAUGCCGACUCCACAGUCAGCGAGGAGUCCAGCGAGAGAGAUGCAGGAGAGAAGACGCCGGCAACCGCCCCUGCGAAUAAGGCCCACAGAGCUCCACAGAGCGCCGCCCCCCUGCCCAGUUCGGGCAAUGAGCAGCAUUCCUCGGCCUCCAUCUUCGAGCACGUGGACAGGCUUUCUCGAACCUCGGAGGCCAGCCGGCGGGUCCCCAGUAAGAUCCAGCUUAUCGCCAUGCAGCCGCUCCCGGCCCCUCCCGCGCAGCACCCUGUCCUUGCUGACCGCGUGGCAGAAACCAACAAAAUCAACAAGGAGAUCCAGUCAGCACUGCGCCACAAGUCGGAGAUCGAACAUCACCGCAACAAGAUUCGCCUGCGUGCCAAACGCCGAGGCCACUACGAGUUCCCAGUAGUGGACGACCUGUCUUCUGGUGACACCAAGGAGCGACAUCGGGUGUACCGCAGGGCACAGAUGCAGAUUGACAAGAUCCUGGACCCUGCAGCCAGUGUGCCCUCUGUGUUCAUAGAGCCCAGGAAGAGCUCGCGGAUGAAACGUUCUCCUAAGCCACGCCGGAAACACCAGGUCAACGGCUGUCCCGCUGAUGCAGAGAAGGACAGACUCAUCACCACAGACAGUGACGGCACAUACAAGCGGCCCCCGGGGGUGCACAACUCAGCCUACAUCGGAUGCCCUUCUGAUCCUGACCUCCCAGCUGAUGUCCAGACGCCCUCCUCUGCAGAGCUGGGCAGGUAUCCCGGCCUGCCUUUCUCAGCCUCUCAGUACAUCCCACCUCAGCCCUCCAUCGAGGAGGCACGCCAGACCAUGCACUCCCUCCUGGAUGACGCCUUUGCCCUCGUGGCUCCCAGCAGCCAGCCCACCAAUGCUGUGGGAGCAGGUACUGGGGUGCCUGCCAACCUGCCUGUGAAUAGCACCCCUUCCAGAGAAGAAAGGCGAGCUACGCAGUGGGGGUCCUUCUACAGCCCAGCUCAGACGGCUAACAACCCUUGCAGUAGAUACGAAGACUAUGGGAUGACUCCCCCAUCGGGCCCACUGCCAAGCAGACCUAGCUUUGGCCCAGGGUUGCUGCCGUCCUCAGAGUUGGGCCCCCCUGAGCCCCCACAGCCGCCGUCAUCAGCUGAUGCCCCAUACGCUGCCCGAGGGAUCUACUCGGAGGAGAUGCCAUCAGUGGCCCGGCCUCGGCCUGUUGGGGGCACCACAGGCUCCCAGAUCCAGCAUCUGACACAGGUGGGAAUUGCAAGCAGAAUUGGGGCCCAGCCAGUGGAAAUUGCUCCCGGCAGAGGCAGCCAGUAUGGGGGACCAGGCUGGCCUGUGUACGGAGAGGAGGAGGCAGGACGAAGAGAAGCCACCCACAUGCUUGGACAUCAAGAGUAUUCUUCUUCACCGCUGUUUCAGGUGCCAAGGACUUCGGGCAGGGAGCCCUCAGCCCCUCCCGGGAACCUCGCCCACCGGGGGCUGCAGGGCCCUGGGCUGGGUUACCCCACCAGCUCCACCGAGGACCUCCAGCCCGGCCACUCCUCUGCCUCCCUCAUCAAAGCGAUCCGAGAGGAGCUCCUGCGGCUCUCUCAGAAACAGGGCUCAGUGCAGAACUUCCACAGCUGAUCAGCCUCCCUUGCAGGUUUGCCAAGUAUCUGCUUCCCGUGGAAGCAAGACCAAAAGGAAAUCAACGGAGUGGGUGUUCAUAAGAGUCGGAAGCAGCAUCUCCCGGCAAGCUGCCCGAGGACGGGAACAAGUUGCAAUUUUAGAAGAUGCCAUAAAGUCACAUGGUCAACUCAUGGCACUUUCACUGGGUUGGCAAUUUGAUGACCAUUUUGGUUCAGUCAAAAUGUGUGUACUUUGGGCCAAAAGCCAGCACUUACAAACACACACACACACACACACACACACACACACAACCAAAACACAAACCUAACCUAACAAAGGCAAAAGAUGAAACCCUGCAGGUGGCUAGGAAUGCAGGGGCAGCAUUUCCCCGGGAAUCUGACCGGUACGCACAACACACCCACUGCUCUGUUUCCUGAGAAGAGAGAUCUCAAGACAUUUUAGUAACAGCUUGAGCCCUCUUUUCCUCCGUAGGAUCUUACAUUAAUAGUAAUAUUAACAACAAGACAUACUGAGACUGUUUGGUAAUCUAAAAGAGCUACUAGUGAGAACCUGAUGAUAGGUUGUGGAGCCUGGUGAUUUCAAACAAAGCCAUCGCCUGCGUUCUUUCUCCUUCUGGUGCUACAGCUCUGAGGGCCGCCGCCUUUCUGUCUGAAAUACAACUGUGGCUUUUGCAGUAGAAGAAUAUGUUGGUGGUUUCAUUGUGUUCUGGGAUCCGAGGGAAAGAAAAAGAAAAGGCUGUACUUGGGAGGGGGAGCUUCAUAUUUAUUUGGUUAUUCAAAAUACAUAUCAGAGUCUGGGUUUCUGGUCUUAGUUGUAUUUGCUGUUUAUUCGGUGGGAUCAUCCAGUUCUUGGCGCCAUAGCUCUUGGCAUCUCUGUGAGGUCCGUCCUGCACGAUGAGGCUAUCCGGUGUCCUAACCCAGGUCCUUGUACUUCACUGACACUUUGCUCACAGAUAUGCUUGAAUGUCCUACAGAAGCAGACGUUAUAUUCAGUGAUUCUCGGGACCACCUGAUUGUUAUGAAUCGGCCCCUGGUAGUCAGGUUCCCUGAGUUCCGGACUGGAAGUGGGACUAUGUUCCUGUCAGCCUCUGUAAUGACGGAAGAAAUACAGGGUUUUGAAAUCGUGAAGGAAAUGAAAGUUUCCCCCAUUUCUGAUUUUGCUAUUAUUUUUUUGUCUGAAGUCUGUCAUACUCACUUUGGGCCAGAGAGAGGUUACCUCACAGUGUGCUUCUGAUGUCAUAUUUCUCGGCCUCUGACAUUAUGACAUUCUGUAUCCUGGUGCCUGAAAGAAACUCUGGGAAAUCACACACAGCAGGGAGUUGCACCAUGCACCUCCUCAUCAGAUGAAUGAAUACUUUUGAUUGAACAACAGCGAAUGGGGUAGAGUUUUGGGGGCUCAGCCCAAUCAAACCUGUGUGUCUGUGAGCUUUAAAAAAAUGGAGACAGCUAGAACAAGCCCCCAGAGUGUAGUCACUGGCUCCAGAAUUGUUUCUGCCCUUCUCAGUAAGUCUCGGGACACAAGGACACCUGGUCCCGGAAACUGGAGCAGCCGGUGUUUAUCUGCACACUCCAGAUGAGAGGGCAUGCAGGAGGGGACCCACUGUCUCUGUCAGGUGUCCUGCAGGCACUCUGCAGAGGAUGGAAGAGGAGACCCUGGUCUGGGCUUAUUUAUUAAUCUUGAUUUAAUGCAGUCUCUUCCUAAGCUGGGAGAUUCUCUUUCCAGGCCACUCUAACCAAGUCUCAAACACACAGGCAGAGUCUUAGUACGACAUCGUGUGAUAAAUCCAAAUCAACACACAGAGUAAAUGGCCUUUUCUCACCCUGUGUCAUGAAUGUUCGGGACAUAGAGCAUCCUAAAAAUGACCACCUCCUUUGUACAAUGCCAAAAUGAGUCUCAGUGUCAGAGGAUGUGACAAAAGCAGCAAUUUUGAUGCCUUUGAAAUUAUAAAGGGGUUCUACCUGUAUUUUUACUCCUAGAACAGAUAUACCUUUAAAUGGGUGUCACAGCCAAAGGUGGAGUGCAGUUUGGCAUGCAGGCUCUGGAGCUCCAGUGCUCAGUUCUUGGUUAUUUAAACCACACUCAGUUUGCACUCAUUUCCCCUAAACAACUGGCACAGCAGGUCUACCAUGCUUCAACUGCUGUGGGGUACGCCAUAUCCUGCAGGCGUCCGUCCACUCAGCCAUCCAGUGUGCUCCCCUGAAAGAGGGCGUCCUCCACAUAUGUAAAUUAUUAAAGCACUCCAAAAUGAAAGUUAAGUUUAAUGUCUGUCCCUUUCCCUUCUAGUUUUAGAAGUUCGGUCGAGAAACACACACUGCAAAUGUGAGUCAGCAUUUUUAGGGCACAGUGCUUGGAGAAGUGCUUUGUUUCGAAGUCUCCUUUGUGCUAAUUCCUUGUGUCCGGUAUCUUCUGUAUGCCAUUCUUGUUAUUAACGAGACCAUGUCCUCCAUAACCCAACACCUCAUAGGAUCUCUGCUUCUAAAAAUCAGGGGUAAUCCUGCUUGAAAACAACCGUUGAGGAGGGAGCCUUAGUCACUGGGAACAUGUGAGGGGUUAUCUGUGUAGAUGUUCUGCCAUGGGUGAUGUGUGAUCCAUCUGCCAGUGUCUGGGUUCACCUGUAGGCAAUCAGAACAGAACAGAAAGCGCAGUGGGCUCCUCCUGCAGCUGCUGUGUUUCAAGUUUACCAUGUCCUCAGUCAGCAGACAUGAGUCCUGUCUUCCAACAGACUUUAGAAUCCAAGCUGGAUAGUACAGACAGGUAUGAAAUAUGGAAGCUAUAGAUAACCAGGGUGGCUUAGAUACCCAUAAAAUGCAAAAGACAUAGGUGUGUCGGAUAUUCAGAAGUCACGGAAGUUACAUGUUUGGGAUUGAUGAAUUUUAGGGGAGAAGCCAACUGCAGAGGCUACUUUAACAUGACUCAAGCCAGUGAUGACACAGCAACGGAUAGGCCUCCCAGUUGUCCUGGGAAGGGUUUAGGAAUUGGGUACUCUGUCCGAGUGAACUCCAUCCUAAGAAGAAGUAGUAGUGUUGGGAGGAAACCUGUCUAAUGACAAAGCAAGAGGCUGGUGAAGAUCUGCUUAGCAAGAGCCCUGGCAUGGGGAAAGGGGGGUCAGAGUACCAGGAACUGCUGAGGUCUGCUCCAAAGCGAGUCAGUGGUGCUGAGCCGGGCCUUGCAGAGGCUUAUAGCAGAUCUUGGUCCUCUGUGGUCUUUAGCAGGUCGUAGAUAAGUUACAUCUGGCUUCUUUAUCUACACCUCCAUGUUUAA